Molecule: messenger RNA, 482 nt
Organism: Acanthisitta chloris (rifleman)
Lineage: Eukaryota; Metazoa; Chordata; Aves; Passeriformes; Acanthisittidae
Gene: MRPL30
Product: mitochondrial ribosomal protein L30
Exons: 4
Coding region: 8-427 (139 amino acids)
Biological process (GO): translation
Cellular component (GO): large ribosomal subunit; mitochondrion
Molecular function (GO): structural constituent of ribosome
Source: RefSeq, a predicted model, not a curated record
GAAGAGGAUGGAGGGGGUGGUGUCCCCAGCCUGGGCUCGUUGUCUCUUUACCAAGUCAAGAAUUCCAGACUCGGUGUUUCAGCCACGGCCUGGAGAUCAUGAAAAGUAUGGAGGUGACCCUGAGCAGCCCCACAAAAUCCACGUUAUUACCAGAAUAAAGAGUGUCAUUGGUCGCCCCUACUGGGAAAAGAAGAUAGUACGUGACCUUGGGCUGGAUAAAGCACAUCAGCCAAGGCUGCACAAAAAUAUCCCUUCUGUGAAUGCCAAACUGAAAAUCAUUAAACAUCUGAUAAGAAUAAAGCCACUGAAACUACCCUAUGGGUUGCCAACAGAAGAGGAACUGUCCAGCACCUUUCUCACAACCAGGGGAGAGCUUAUCAUUAAACAGCGUCUGAAGCCUGUGGAGCAGCAAGAAGUUAAGUCCUAAGGUGUGCAGAGUGGAUUUAGAUUUUGUAAAAUAAACAAGUGAAAUCCUGAUUUAA